GGAAACAGCUACCAUGAAGCAUACACUACGGACAAAACUACAUAUGUACUAUGGGUCACGAUGAAUGGAAGCGAACGAACCCGCUCUGUCGCUGAACAUGGUUAUCCAAAGCCGCCGACUUCAUCGCUUGCCGCUCUGCCUCAGAGCCCUUGGACUCGCACAACAUCGCCCUGGAUAGUUCGAUAUAGACAGAUAGUAUGGACUACGAAAGACUUGACCUCUGAGAAUGCUUCGACUCUUUAUAAUACCUGCACCCCUUGUCCUGACGGCAUCCAGGUGCUAUAUGAAGCUAUAGAACCAAAAGUGUAUCAGUAUGUCAGUGUGUCAGCGUGCUCAAAGGAGGGAACAAGAAAACAGUCCAGAGUGAGGAACAUGGAGGAGCUCACUAAGGGAGCAAGUCCGCACAAAAAAAAGUCUAAGUCGAGCCCGAGUGAGCGCUUGAGCUCCGGGCCUGCAUAAGCGGGUUCGAAAACCUUGUUUUCUCGGAUGCCAGGCGGAUUCUCGUAUAUCUUGGCAGUCGACAGAAUUCCACGAGGACAGACAAGAACUGGACGAGAAUGUCAUCCCGUCGUGUUUUCUUGCAUUCUCGGCAAACGCGGCACGGCGGGUUCAGGGAGAUUCCCGUUGUAUUGUGUAAUUUGACCAGAAUAUGCCCUCGGCGAAUUCUGGCGUUUUACGCUGUGGUU
Stereum hirsutum FP-91666 SS1 is the source of this 686-nucleotide messenger RNA. RefSeq lists its product as uncharacterized. Lineage: Eukaryota; Fungi; Basidiomycota; Agaricomycetes; Russulales; Stereaceae. Bases 61 to 459 code for a protein of 132 amino acids. The transcript has 2 exons. The record is from RefSeq and is a predicted model, not a curated record.